Molecule: messenger RNA, 1113 nt
Organism: Vicia faba (fava bean)
Lineage: Eukaryota; Viridiplantae; Streptophyta; Magnoliopsida; Fabales; Fabaceae
Source: the annotation of a GenBank genome assembly
AUGAAUCGUGUGUUCUCAUUUUCCAAACACUGUAACAGAGCAAUUCACCACCGUUGCGAAACUCAACUCCAAACCGCAGGUCCCGUUGCCUCUCUCAUAAAAUCCCGCUCCGUCAUCCGAUUCCGAGGACCCGACACCGUCAAAUUCCUUCAGGGACUAUUGACCAACGAUGUACGCAAGUUUGGCGAACCUAUUGGCGAUAAAACCGCGAAUUUGCCUACACCCAAUGUUCCUGCAACCUCCGUUCAUCCUAUUUAUGCUGCGUUGUUAACCCCGCAAGAACCUGAUGAACCCUUUGAAUUGUUUGCUGAUGUUGAUGCUUCUGUUUUGGAUGAAUUGUUGGCAACCUUUACCAAAUACCGGCUGAGGUCGAAGGUUGAAAUUGAUAAUGUCGCUGGCGAAUUCUCGUGUUGGCAGCGUUAUGGUUCUGGGCCUCCUGAGAAUUCCUCGGAUGUAGAAGAACCGGAAGCAGCCUCUGUUGGGUGGGGUGCUGGCGAGGACGGCACUGCAAUGUCAUCUUCUCGUGGGGGUAAUCUUGGCUGGCAAUGGUUUAAGGAUCCCAGAUUGGCCUGUCUAGGUUUCAGAGGGAUCUUCCCAUCAAAUAUCAUUCCACCUCUAAUUGAGGCUGACAAAGAGACUGAUGAACAGAAUUACCUUAUGUGGAGAAUGGAGAAGGGAGUAGCAGAAGGAUCAACUGAGAUUCCAAAAGGUGAAGCAAUGCCACUCGAGUAUAAUCUUGUAGGCCUAAAUGCAAUCAGCUUUGACAAAGGUUGCUAUGUCGGACAAGAACUCAUAGCUCGUACACACCACAGAGGGGUGAUUCGGAAGCGUAUAGUUCCUCUAAGGUUUCAAGAUAAUGAUGGGAACGAAGUUGUAAACAAAAUCAUUCCUGGCUCAGUAGUAAUAAACACAGCAUCUGGAAAGAAAGCUGGUUUAGUGACUACUGCCAUGGGAUGUCGUGGGUUGGGACUCUUGCGGUUAGAGGAAGCUUUAAAGGGAUCCGCUGCCUUAUCCAUUCAAGGACAAGAGGGAGUGAAGGUUGUCGCAAGUAAACCAGAUUGGUGGCCUUCUGAUUGGGUUCAAGAUCUUCAACAGCACACUGCUUUUGCAUAG